This is a messenger RNA of Esox lucius (northern pike), 4664 nucleotides long. It is a transcript of the gene spag1b, whose product is annotated as sperm associated antigen 1b. Lineage: Eukaryota; Metazoa; Chordata; Actinopteri; Esociformes; Esocidae. Gene Ontology annotation, molecular function: heat shock protein binding. The transcript is spliced from 19 exons. Gene Ontology annotation, cellular component: mitochondrion; cytosol. The coding region runs from base 134 to 3022 and encodes 962 amino acids. The record is from RefSeq and is a predicted model, not a curated record.
GCAACUUAGCUACAGUACAUUUAAGUCGUUCCGCAGACGCCCAUAACCAUAAUUUACACAAUAGUGAAAUCUCCUUUCAGUAAAUUAAUAAAGCUCCUUAUUCUAUUAAUCAAACCUUGCCUGUAGGACAGCAAUGAGUACAGAGAUGGUUUCCUCACUCCUAAAUCAGGAGCCUGUGGACAGUUCUACUGGGUCCACUGGUCGGGGGGCAGUUCCAGUGGACCAUCUGGACUAUGGGUACAUUGAGAAAUGCACAGACGCCAAGUACCUGGGGAAGAUUCUGACAGUGCUCCGGUCUGGUGAGGAGGGAAUAUAUCCCCAUCUUAUUGAAUUCUGUGAGAGUCACCUGGAGAAACUGGACCCUAAGAGCCGGGCCCUCAGAAAGGAGAAUCCUCCAGCCACUGCCUUUAGCUUCUCUAGAGAUGAAUGGCUGGAGAUCACUGAUGAACUCGAGAAGUGGGAGAAAAAUGUCAAAAUGAGUGAAAAGGAGCUGAAACAGCAGUCACUAUUUCAUGAUACUGAAAAUGAGAAUGUUCCCCCAGUUCGUGGCUCAGGUUGUUCUAUUCCUUCCAGUCAGAAUGCAGCUUCACGUAGAGAGAAGACAACUGCCAGGAAGAUUGUUCCUAGGGAUUAUAAGGAGUGGGACAUGUUUGAUGUGGACAAGGAGUGUGAUAAAAUUGAUGGCAAUGAAACAAAAAAGGAUGCCCCAACCGUCAUCAAUUCUGGACAUCCAAAAAUCAGGAGCAAAAUGGAUACAACAGCUCUGAGCCAGCAGGAGAAAGUCAUUGUCGCCAGCCGAGAGAAGGACAAAGGCAAUGAGGCUUUUAAGGCCAACGACUAUGAAGAGGCAGUGGCGUAUUAUACAAGGAGCCUGUCCGUCGUGCCGACGGUGGCGGCCCACAACAACCGAGCCCAGGCAGAGAUCCGACUGCAGCGUUGGCACAAUGCUCUCAGCGACUGCCAGGCUGUACUGGAGAUGGAGUCCGGCAAUAUGAAAGUAGUUGUGUGCGUUUCAGCUCUGCUACGCAGGGCCACGGUGCUGAAACAGCAGGGAAACUAUCAGAAGGCUGCUGAAGACCUGAGAAAUGUGCUGCAGGCUGAACCCCAGAAUGCCACAGCCACUGGACUCCUGGUUGAAGUGGACAAGAAACUGAACGAGUGUCAGCCAGAAAAGGAACAAAAAAGCAAGAAGAUCCUCAUUCAGGAAUUGGAGGAUGAGGUUAAUAACGAGGAUGAUGAUGCUCGUCCGGUCGAGCCCAGCCAAGCUGUCGGAGGGGAGAGCGCUGCCGUUGCUCCUACCGAGAGGGGAGUCAUGGGGAACACUCAGAAGAAACCCCACGGCAGAGCGGGCAACGGGGGCCCUAGCCCGCACGCCGACCACGACUCACACGGAGGACCCAGGAGAGGCCGGGGAUGCAACGCGGACAAGUACAAGGUGAACCAGCAGGAGUCAACGGCCUCGGACAAGGUUCUGUCGAACGGAGCUCAGGGCUCUGGCAGGAGUGGGUCCAUGGGAGCGGAACCGGCUGGUAAAGACGGAAGUAAUCUUGACGCCCCUUGUGGGGCCCUGCCCCCACCGCUGGCUCGGAUGAAGAACGAGGGAAACCUGCUCUUUAAGAACGGACAGUUUGCCGACGCACUGGGGAAAUACUCGCAGGCCAUUACCGGCCUCACGGACUCAGGGGUGGACAGUCCUGAGGACCUGUGUAUCCUGUACUCUAACAGAGCCGCCUGCUACCUGAAGGAUGGAAACAGCUCUGACUGUAUACAGGACUGCACCAGAGCUUUGGAGCUGCAUCCUUUCUCCCUGAAGCCCCUCCUCCGCAGGGCCAUGGCUUAUGAGACCAUGGAGCGCUACCGGCAGGCCUACGUGGAUUACAAGACCGUGCUGCAGGUUGACAUCGGGGUGCAGGCAGCCCAUGAUAGUGUCAACAGGAUAACGCGGUUGCUGAUAGAUCAGGAUGGAGAGCAGUGGAGAGAGAAGCUGCCUGAGAUCCCCCUGGUUCCUCUGUCAGCUCAGCAACACCGCCGAGAGGAACCGCCCAGCGCCGAGGCUCUACAGGCCAGGGCAGAGAAGGCCAAGCAGGAUGCAGCUAGAAAAGCUGAAAUGCGUUUCAAUUCACUGAAACAAGAAGGAAAUGAGUUUGUGAAGAAAGCCCAGUUCCAGGAGGCACUGGAGAAGUACAGUGAAUGCCUUAAGCUGAAACCAGAGGAAUGUCCCAUCUAUACAAACAGAGCCCUGUGCUUCCUAAAGCUGGAACGGUUUGCUGAAGCCAAGCAGGACUGUGACUCUGCCCUGAAGCUGGAGCCAACCAAUAAAAAGGCCUUCUAUAGACGGGCCUUGGCCAAUAAAGGGCUCAAGGACUACAUGGCGUGCAGCUCUGACCUGCAGGAGGUACUCCAGCAGGACCCCAACGUAGCAGAGGCUGAGAAGGAGCUGGAGGAGGUCACUCUGUUGCUCAGACAAAGCCUGGCCCAGGCAUCACCUAGCAACAAACACAGGAGGACUGUUCCUAUUACUGAGGUUGAGGGACCUGAUGAUGGAGCAGAGGCCGCCAGGUCCAAAGCUGAGAAAGGAGGGGCAGAACCAUCAUUAGCCGCCGCGGAGAACCACUGCAGAGGAGAGGACGCACUGACCACCAAUCUACAGCCCACCAACGCCUGUCAGUUCAACCAGUCGCUGAGCGCGGCGCGGCUGCGACCCGACCUCCUGGCCGGCGCCCAGCUGCUGCGCCACGUGCCCCCAGAGACCGUGCCCGUGUACGUGGGUAACCAACUGGACGGACACACGCUCAGCUUCAUCAUUCAGGUUCUGGACACACAGCUUCUGGAGGAAGAACCCCAUCUGGUCUACCAGCACCUCAACCACCUCCACACCACUGACAGAUUCUCAGUUGUACUGAUGCUGCUUGGGGAGGAGCAGCGAGCCCAGAUGACCCGGCUGUUUGAGCGCCUGUCCACGGUGGACAGUGGCGCGUUCAGUCGGAACGAUGUUCAGAACCUGGCCAACAAAUACAUCUAACCUGGAGCUGGUCCGGCCUGUCCGCGCACUUCCCCAAUGGCACCCUGCCCACUUUGUAGUUCACCACUGUUGAUCAGGGUCCACGCAGAGCUUCGGUGAACAGUAGGGCACUAUGCAGGGUUUGGGGUGCCGUUUGGGAGUCCGUCCUGGCUGCCCUUCCUUGUCCUGCAUGUAGCUCCAUCAGAACCAUCGGAUCUAUGCAACGUGGCGCAAGAACACAGUCGGGAAGCUGCAGAAUGUGCCCAGAGCAAUAUUAUGGAACCUGGCGAACAUUUUCUUUAUCUUGUGUUCUCUUGAUAUAAUUUCACGUUUAUAUCUGCCACCAGUAUGUAUUUUCUCUCUCCAAAUACCUUUUUUUUGCUGAGAAUAUUUUUGUAUCUUUAACUGUUUUUAGCAUUACUUGAUUGAUCGGCAGUGUGUAUGAAAUGUUCUGGACUAUUUAACUUUCAGUACAUCGGCACACAUGGGCCAAUGUACCAGAGGUCAGCAACCAUUCCCAUCUGGUUGGUUCCUGUUCUAUGACCAGGAAAACCAUUCUAAUCACAGGAAACCAAUCAGUGUAUAACCACUUACAGGCUGCUUGGAGGGGCACAAAAAACAUUACUUGCACUGGGCUCUAAAGAAAUGGUAAAGAAAUUCUAGCUGGAGGACUUGAAUUGACACAGUCAGCAUUGGUUCUGGGGUUAUUCAGUUUCAGUACCACUACAGUGAAAUGUUACUACUGCUUUUUAUCCUGAAAUUGAAAAGAAAUGUAUGCAUGCUGCAUUUCAAGAUAUUAACCAAACGUGAAACAUUCCAUAAGGACUAUUUAAUUUGGGGUUCAGGGUAGAUUUUCUUUAUUGAGAAACACUACAUAUGGCAGUAGUUUGGCGGUUGUCUUUCAUAAAUAACCAUGUAGUAUGAAAAUGCUAAAGUUAAUAAUUCAAAUAACUUAAUUCUGGUCUUAUAUAGAUGGUAUUCUGCCAAUUAUAAUGUAUCUUUCAAAAACAAUAUAGAGAAACACUGGCUAAUUGUAUUGCCUAAAUACUGUACCGUUUAAAAACGUCCUUAACCAGAAGUUAUGAAAAUGCCCCUUCAUUUGAAUACCAAAUACAUCCCAGUCAGUGAGUAAUCUGACAUGCAGCCAGACUCACAGUGAGAAAGACACCAGUAUAUUGGUGAGGUGUGCCUUUGGAGUUCAGCAUUUGGAUCUAGACUAUUUGUUUUGCGAGUUCACAUUAUUUCCGACGUAUGUUCAGUUCGUAAGGAAAGAGUAUAUUUAAGACAUUUGAAUUGGUUACGGUCAAAAAUGUACUUUGUUCUUCUUCAACCUCUUAACAUAAGAAUGAAUGUACCAUGUUGAAUUCAGGGAGACAAGUGGAAUGGACAGGAAUCUGUUCCAGCCCAAAGCAAUAGCUGUGUGGUCAGCAGCCUAACAGCUCGGGGGUGGGCGCUUGAUUUUACUAUUCUAUUCCAGUAGCUUUGCAAAGAGAUGUACAAAUGUGUUUUAAAUAAGUUAAGAUUUAAGUUGUUAUUUAACAAUAAACAGGGAUAAAUAUACUUUAUAAAGGCUUAUUUCUCUAUAAUACUAUACAAUAUAAAUUACGAUUGUAAAUAUGUUGUGGAAAACUGCAGUUGAAUAAAACAGAUGACUAUAAGUGGA